Messenger RNA from Spodoptera littoralis (African cotton leafworm), 2757 nucleotides. Lineage: Eukaryota; Metazoa; Arthropoda; Insecta; Lepidoptera; Noctuidae. The record is from the annotation of a GenBank genome assembly.
AUGGAUGCCCCUACAAUGGACACUAUUUACCAGGCCAUAAGCGCCUUAUAUGAUAACCCCAACGUUGGCGAAAAAGAAAAGGCUUCGUUAUGGCUCGGAGAUAUGCAAAAAUCCAUACAUUCUUGGAAGAUAGCCGACGAACUACUACAAAAAAGAAAGGAUAUGAAUUCUUGCUACUUUGCUGCUCAAACUAUGAGGUCAAAGGUGCAACACAGCUUGAAUGAGCUACCACCUGAUUCUCUUGUGUCUCUCAGAGACUCUCUGGUGGCACACCUGGAGCUCACAUCUCCAGAGACCAGUGCUUCAGUGCUCACGCAACUCUCUCUAGCAUUAGCAGAUCUAGCUCUACAAAUGCCACAAUGGCAAAACUGUAUUGGUGACCUAAUUAAAUCAUUUUCCAAUAAAAAUGAUUUUGCCCUUCUAGAAAUAUUAACUGUGUUACCUCAAGAGAUUGACUCACCUAGUUUAAAACUUGGUGAAAAUAGGAGGGAAGAAAUUAAAUCAGAAUUAAGGUCAAAUGCUCAUAUGGUAAAUAUAUUCUUAAAAGAAAGCAUCACAAACUUUCAGAACUCCCAUGUGACAUUAAAAGUGAUAAAGUGUAUGACAUCUUGGAUACAGGUGAAAGCAAUCAAUAUACAGGAGGUUCCUCAGAAUGCUGUUAUAGGUUACAGUUUACAGAUUUUAAGGGAUCCUAAGACAAUAAAUACUUUGCAUGAUGCUGCAUCUGACUGCAUCACUGCAUUGUUGCACUGCUUAGAGGAGAAUAACAAUAAUGACAAUAUUGAGAGACUGUUGUUUGAGAGUGUGUCCGGUCUGGAGGAGAGCUACCACAUGGCUGUGGCUUAUGAGGAGGAUGAGAAGGCUACCAACUAUGCAAGAAUAUUCACAGAGCUGGCCGAGACAUUUUUAGAGAAGAUUAUCAUUUCUAUGUCUGGAGGAUCAUCUCAUUUUGCCUUGAGGUCCUUGGAAUUAGCACUAGUGUGUGUUGGAAAUCAUGAUUAUGAGAUAGCAGAAAUAACUUUCAAUCUAUGGUACCGGCUGUCCGAAGAAGUGUACCAGAGAGACUACCAGCCCUUGACUGAUGCCUUCAAGCCUCACAUUGAGAGACUAAUCGAAGGACUAGCGAGGCAUUGCCAGUGCGAGCCUGAUACACAACAGAUGCUGGAUGAGGGAGAUGAGUUCUAUGAAUUCCGCAGUAAAGCAAUGGGUUUGAUUAAAGAUGUGGUGUUCAUAGUGGGUUCCAGCUCAGUAUUCCGCCAAAUGUUCUCGGUGCUCAACCCUGAUAUCACUUGGGAACAAACUGAAGCAGCACUCUUUGUUAUGCAAGCUGUUGCUAAGAAUAUACUGCCGGAGGAAUACGAGUAUGUUCCGAAAGUAGUGGACGCAAUCCUGUCGAUGCCUGAAGGCACACACCUCGCUGUCAGGAAGACGUGCAUCCUCUUACUAGGGGAGUUAUGCGAGUGGAUAGAACGGCACUCCGAGUGUUUGGAGCCUUGUCUACAGUUCCUCACCAGAGCCCUACAUGAUAAGCAAUUGGCGUACUCUGCCGCUACAGCGUUACAGAACAUCUGCCGCGCCUGCAGAUCCCAGGCGGCCCAGCACGUGUCGGGCUUGCUCCGCGCGGCCGCGGCGGCCGACCAGCUCCCUCUCAACGCGCACGCCUCCGCAGCACUCAUGCGGGCACUCGCGUCUGCUAUAGGACGACUGCCUAAUGAACAGCUAACUGUCGCAAUGCGUGAGGCCGUCGGCAUUCAGAUCAACGGCUUGUCGGAACUGAUGAAGUCGAAUGUGGAAAUAACCAAAGGUACGAGUAGCGACCCGACCGUCUGGCUGGACCGCAUGGCGGCUCUCUUCCGCGACGUCGACGUGCAAAGCUCACAGAUCACCGACACGCAUCCCUGCGUGCCCGCCUUGUCUGAUGCCUGGCCUGUGCUGCAGGAAGCACUGGAUAAGUACGCUAUGGACGGUCGCGUGAUGGAGCGCUGGUGCCGCUGCGUCCGGUUCGGUGUCCGCAUGGGCGGCAGCCGCGCGGCCGGGCUGGCGCCGGCGCUGGCGGCGCGCCUGCAGGCCAUGUACCGCUGCCGCCCGCACUCCUGCGUGCUGUACCUCGCCUCCGUGCUGCUGGACGAGCUGUCGGCCGUGCCCAGCGCGGUGCCGCCCCUCGUACAGCUGCUGCAGGACGUCAUGCCGCGCGCCUUCCAUCUGCUGCAGCAGGACAACGGACUCAAGGAGAACCCUGACACUGUCGAUGAUCUCUUCAGGCUAUGUAUCCGAUUCUUACAACGUAUCCCACAAGAGUUCCUCUCAUCAGGUGCAUUUCCGACAGUGAUGCAAUGUGCCUCACUGGCAUGUUGCCUCGACCACCGGGAUGCGAACUCCUCCGUCAUGAAGUUCUUGUACGACUUCACUAAGGUCGCCAACUCAACACGCUCUGACAAACAACAGAUCAAAGCUCUAGCAGACAAUGCUUUAACAACAUACGGCGAGGAGCUUACGUACCGGUUGAUGGAGGCGAGCGUCCUCCACCUGCACUCGUACAUGUUGUCGGAGGUGGCCGAGGUGAUGCUGGAGCUGCUGGAGUGGCAGAAGGCGUCCAACCGCGACUGGCUGCAGCCGGCGCUGCAUCGCCUGCCGCGCGACCGCCCCGCCGUCGCCACGCAACAACAGUGCUGGCAGUUCCACCAGUACGCAAUGAGAGCGGAGAAAUGCAAGGAAAUGACUCGUCUACUGCGUGACUUCGCGAGAUUGUAUCGAUAG